Penicillium angulare is the source of this 894-nucleotide messenger RNA. RefSeq names its product fungal specific transcription factor domain-containing protein. Bases 1 to 894 code for a protein of 297 amino acids. The record is from RefSeq and is a predicted model, not a curated record. Lineage: Eukaryota; Fungi; Ascomycota; Eurotiomycetes; Eurotiales; Aspergillaceae. The transcript has a single exon.
AUGUAUGUUUAUUCUCCCAUUCAUAUGACGUUCAAGUUAGAUCUUUGGCUUAUCGAGGACUCCAGAUUUUCAUCUAAUUUUGAUAAUAUCGGCUUGACGCCUCAAAUGGAACUUCUCAUGUCCACACAUGGCCAGCUAGGCCAUUUCUUCAAAACAUGCGACGCGCGUCUCCGAAUGAAGCGUGGGUUCACAGCGAAACCGAUAUUGCUCUUUCAUAUGGCUUAUCAGAUGGCGACUCUGGUUACAAUACCGCCUUUUCUGCGUCUGUUGAUCCGGGUGAAAGACCAACCUAAUGAUGCGUCCAAUGCUAUGUCACUCGUUUUACGAUCGAUCAGCAAUGCAGCUUCGUCCAUGGUCCGACUAGUUCAUCUCUAUCGGCUUCAUUAUACAUUCCAACAUGCCAAUCCUCUGUUGAUUCAUCACCUGUUAAGCGCUACAAUUGUUCACCUCAUGAAUACAACUUCUAAGUCGCGUGGUCUUCGGCGGCACAGUACGCGGUCAGUGCGAAGAUGUCUCGUUUUGUUAGAAGAGUUGAAACAAUUGUGGCCUGUCCGCUGCGCGAAGAGCACAGCUGUGAUAAAAUCGCUGGCGGGUAGAUGGGGAGUUGAGUCAGUCGUACAGCCAGAAGUCCACAUAUUCCAAACCGAGACCACUGGGUUGGAUGGUACCUCGAGAGAAAGCAUAUACACUGAUAUUGGCUACCCGCAAGCACCCAACAUUGAUGUCUUCACUGAGCACGAUCUAUUUAAUAUGGGAAUUGGCCUUGAAAUGGAACAGGACUAUGAUUUCAUCGAGGGACAUCAACCCGCCGCCCCCAACUUUGAUAUCAACAUAUCCGGCUACCUUCCUGAGAUCAAUGACAUGGGUGACUUGAAUUGGCUGUUCACUGGAUAA